This is a messenger RNA of Funneliformis geosporum, 1491 nucleotides long. The record is from the annotation of a GenBank genome assembly. NCBI's taxonomy places the organism in Eukaryota, Fungi, Glomeromycota, Glomeromycetes, Glomerales, Glomeraceae.
AUGGCUUUAAUCAAUGUAUAUUUGGCAUCACUUCCUUGUGAAUCGAUAAACGAAUUGAAAGAAAAUGGAAUUAAUGUACCGGAAUAUUCAACUCAACUUAGCUUUAACUAUCCAAUUUAUUUAAGAGGUUUGGAUCUUAAUUACCUUCAUAGGUUGACUUCAUGUUGGGUUUACAACAAGUAUAAUGAAAAGGCUUCGAUACACCAUCCCCUUCAAAGGGCUGUUUCAUGUAUAAAAAAAUUCGGCAAAAAAUUUUCUGGUCGAGAUGAUUCCCUAUUGUCAACGAAUGAGUUGAAUCGGAUAAGAGGUCAAAUUCUUUUGAUUUGUUCAAAACUUUUAUCUUUAUUCUUGAUAAGAUCACCUAAACUAAGUUUGCUUCGCGUUAAACCAAAGAGAAAUGAAGUAAUCUUUUCUUUGUUUGAUGCAGAUCUAAUAUACCUAAGUGCAACAAAUAAUUGUCUUUCAUAUUUGACUGGAUUAGAAUGCGUCGAUGAUCAUGAUAUGGAAAGAAUUUAUAAUCAACUUGCGUCAAGUAGUACAAACAUUUCUCGAAUCAUGAUUUAUGGUAAUCAAAAUUCAAAGUCAUUGGCUAAAUUGAUCAGAGUACAAAGAGAAUUACAAAGACUUUACCUUGUAAAUAUUAAUCAUAUAUCACCAAUCAUCUAUUGGAAAUCACCUGGAGUCGGAUCGGAAUUACGAAGGAAAGCUUUUUUAAUAACAAAACUAAAGUUGGAGAGUUCGUGCGGUUGUUUAGAAUUCUUGGGAGAUUUUAUAAAUCUAGAGGAACUUUCUGUAAGGUGCCUUAAUAAGCAACCUUGUUAUAAUAAUGAUCAAAUUACCAUAAAGGCUCCUUCCCUUCGAAAUUUAAAAAAGUUGGAAUUCGAAUAUAAUCAUAAAUAUGAAAUAAAAUUUAUAGCAGAUUUAAUUCAAAACACUUUUAAAUUAAGAAAGGUCAUAGUUGAAGGUUCAAGAAUCUUUGAUACGAUUAAUGUUUCAUUAUUAUUUGAAUCUAUUAUAAAUUCUUGUCCAUAUCUAAGGAAUUGUUCAAUCCCCAUUUCCGUCAUUAAUCCUCCCUUGAUCACUUUAUUCGAUUCUUGUAGACAUUUAAAAAGGUUAUGCCUCUUUUCCAUUCCUUCCGAAGCUCCUAUUAAUAUUAAUUAUUGUGAUAAUUUCUUAUUUCAAAUAUUGAAAUCAAGACCUGCCAAAUUACAUACCCUUGAAUUAAUUAAUUGUAGUUUUUCCGUUAAGGUGUGGGAAUUAUUUUUAAGGGCUCAACCUUUCACCAAUUUAAAAUUCGUUUCUUACUUAUGGAUGAAACAUAAUUUUCAACCUUCCGGUGAGUUCUUGGAGGUUUGUUCCAUAUAUAAACAUGUUGGUAUGUUGAAAGAGUUUGGAAAUAUUGACUUAUUUAGAAAUUGGUAUGUACCGGAAGGAAGAUAUUUUUUCUCUUAUAACUUGAUAAAAUUUUUUAAAAAUUUUUCACAUUUUUGA